AUGUGGAAUAAGGGAGUUGCUCGGCUCCCACAGCUCCCAGUGGUAAAUUGGGAGCUGCAGCUGUUGCAGAGGAGAGCUCAGCCCGGGGUGGGGAGGGCACCCGGGGAAGGUGCAGACCCAGCCUCAGCCUUCAGGCUCUUCUCUCCUCCAACUCACCUCAGCAUCACGAUGGAGCCCAACAGCCCUAAAAAAAUACAGUUUGCUGUGCCACUGUUUCAGAGUCAAAUAGAUCCCGAGGCAGCUGAGCAGAUCAGGAAACGAAGGCCUACACCAGCAUCUCUUGUCAUCAUGAAUGAACACGUGCCCCCAGAAAAAGAUGAGAAGAGAACAAACAUCCUGCAGGCAGAGUCCCAGAGUGCCUCUCCCAAGCAAAGGAAGCAGAGUGUCUUCACCCCACCUGCCCUCAAAGGGAUUAAACACCUGAAGAGUCAGAGUGAUUCCGCGUUUCCAGAGGAAGAAGAGGGAGUUAGUGAAAGGGAAGAGGAGUGGGGCCAUUAAGGAGCAUGGAGCUUCCAGCCCCAUCAUGGAGAGGAACUGAACUGCACAUCCCACCCCCCCUGCUUGUGUCCCUGGAGCUCAGCACUCCGCGUGCCGGCACUACUGGGGCUCCCGGGAAGCGCCCUCGGCUGGGAUUCACAGCCACCUGCAACUGUGUUCUGUGAUCCCUAUAUCCAAAGAUAACCAAGUUAUUUUAAAGUCAUAUUUCUUUCAUUUUUCUAUUACUUAGAAAUGUAAUUUGCAAAUGUGCUCGUGACCUGACAUCAGUACUUCCAGAGCUUAACUAUUGCAUGUGAGUUGUACUCUGAGAACUGUUGUAAAUA
Molecule: messenger RNA, 821 nt
Organism: Calypte anna (Anna's hummingbird)
Lineage: Eukaryota; Metazoa; Chordata; Aves; Apodiformes; Trochilidae
Gene: PPP1R1C
Product: protein phosphatase 1 regulatory inhibitor subunit 1C
Biological process (GO): intracellular signal transduction
Cellular component (GO): cytoplasm
Molecular function (GO): protein phosphatase inhibitor activity
Source: RefSeq, a predicted model, not a curated record